Fraxinus pennsylvanica is the source of this 477-nucleotide messenger RNA. The record is from the annotation of a GenBank genome assembly. Lineage: Eukaryota; Viridiplantae; Streptophyta; Magnoliopsida; Lamiales; Oleaceae.
AUGAUGAGAAGCCAAUCAAGACAUCAACAAGAUCAUCAGUCCAAGAUUUUCUACGAGUUAUCAGCUUUGGUUUUGAAUAUUAUACGGUCACCUCCGACGCCGAUUGAUUUCUCCGAUGAGAUCCAACCCCGCCGCCGUCCUCCGUCGAGGAUUGAGCCGGCGAUGCAGCAGAUUACGCCGGCUGGAUUUGCAUCUCUGCUUCUUGGGAUUUCUUUGUCUUUAAUGCUGUGCGGAUCGUUGACUUUUUUUAUCGGGUUUAUGUUGAUGCCUUGGGUUCUUGGAUUGCCUGGAAGCUGUUGUGAGACCAUUUUAGUGGUUCGAUUUUACGCGGAAGGAUUUAGCAGCACUCAUAUUCUUUGGCCAUGGUGCUACAUCCUGCUAUGUGGACGAUACAUAAUUGUCGAUAUUUCUUACACGAGCUUGUGGACGUCACAUCUUUGGUUCCACAUAAUGAGCUCUAUUGAGGAAGCUGAUUAG